AACGUGGAAAUAGCCGCUGUGGCGGAGGCCGGAGCUGUCGUGGAAUUGGAUGAGUUGAAAAAGAGGUUGAAGGAAAUGGAAGACGAGGUAGUGGUGCUCCGUGAAAUGCAGGCCAAAGUUCUGAUGGAAAUGUGUGCUGUUCACGACCCUUCUACUGCUACAAGGCAAUCGAAUAGGGUGCAAGUGGAUUCUCGUUCUGUCUUUGUUGGCAAUGUGGAAUAUUCAUGCACCCCUGAGGAAGCGCCGCAGCAUUUCCAGGCAUGCUGUACGGUAAAUAGAGUUACUACCCAUACUAAUAAGUUUGGGCAACCAAAGGGAUAUGCCUACGUUGAAUUUCUUGAACAAGAAGCUGUUCAAGAGGCCCUUCUUCUGUAUGAGUCCGAGCUUUAUGGCCGCUAACUAAAGGUAUCAGCAAAAUGAACUAAUAUUCCUAGCAUGAAGCAUUUCCGUCCACGAUGUCCUAAUCCUUUUUUCUAUACUCCUUAUGGAUAUGGGAAGGUUCCUAGGUUCAGGGCACCAAUGCGUUACAGUCCUUAUUUACGAGGGUUUGGUUUUACCAUAUAA
Ipomoea nil (Japanese morning glory) is the source of this 564-nucleotide messenger RNA. RefSeq names its product polyadenylate-binding protein 2-like. The annotation marks the transcript as partial. Lineage: Eukaryota; Viridiplantae; Streptophyta; Magnoliopsida; Solanales; Convolvulaceae. Gene Ontology annotation, molecular function: RNA binding. The transcript is spliced from 2 exons. The record is from RefSeq and is a predicted model, not a curated record.